Molecule: messenger RNA, 3694 nt
Organism: Fukomys damarensis (Damara mole-rat)
Lineage: Eukaryota; Metazoa; Chordata; Mammalia; Rodentia; Bathyergidae
Gene: Cpn2
Product: carboxypeptidase N subunit 2
Exons: 2
Coding region: 374-1990 (538 amino acids)
Molecular function (GO): protein binding
Source: RefSeq, a predicted model, not a curated record
GGGGUGCUGCUGGCUGAGGGGGUCCUCAGGCCCCUGUUUACAAAUGUGGUGAGCUCCUGGGCCCAGCCUCACCCAGCAGAGCGUGAGGGGGUGCACUCUAGCCCCUCUUCAGACCCUAAUGGUACCACCUGCGUGCACCUUUGUGGGACUGGGCCCUCCAGACUUCUGAUCGCCUGAGCAGCUGGAGGUCAUUUUGUAAUCUUGUGCAGUGGCCUUGGUGACAUUCUGGGAAAGUUCAGGCCGUGUCGGGGCGGAACCACUGCCUAGAACUUUGAUCGGCGCUGGGGGUGGCUUCCGCUCCCCACAGGCUACACCAGCCUCCCCUCUGCUCCCAGGAAGUGAGGUGGCUGUCCCAGCCCGCUGGACCCUCACGAUGGCACCUGCUGGUGCCUGGCUGUGCUGGGCCUCCCUCCUGUUCCUGGCCAGGCCCGCCCAGCCCUGCCCCGUGGGCUGUGACUGUUUUGUGCACAAGGUUUUCUGCUCUGAUGAGAACCUGGCCACCAUCCCGCCGGACGUCCCCCGGGACACCACAGACCUCGUCUUUGUGGGGGCUGCAUUGCUUGAGGCGGGGCCCCGGGCCUUUGCUGGCAGCCCCAACCUCACCAGUUUGGUCUUCCUCAACACCCAGCUGCAGCGCUUCGGGCCUGACGCCUUCGGGGGGCUGCCCAGGCUGAGGGACCUGGAGGUCACCGGCAGCGCCUUCAACCUCAGCAACGACACCUUCGCCAGUGUGACCUCACUGGGCCAGCUCACCCUGAGCUUCGACUCGCUGGACGCCCUGCCGGAGGACCUGUUCCUGGGCCUGGAUGCCCUGGAGUCCCUGCAGCUGCAGGGCAACCAGCUCCAGACCCUGCCCUGGCGGAUCUUCCAGCCCCUGCGGCAUCUGAAGUCCCUCAACCUGGGGCAGAACCAGCUGGCCUGGCUCCCUGAGGGGCUGCUGCACCCACUGUCCGGCCUGCGGUCCCUGAGGCUCAGUGACAACGAGCUGUCCCAGGGCCUCCCCCUGGGCAUCUUCGCCCACCUGGGCAAUCUGCAGGAGCUCUACCUGAACAGCAACGCCCUCCACGAGCUGCCCCCGGGGCUGUUCUCAGGGCUCUUCCGCCUGGAGCGGCUGUGGCUGCAGCACAACGCCCUCCACCACCUGCCCGACACCAUCUUCUCCGACCUGAGCAACCUGACAGCCCUGAGCCUGAAGGCCAAUGAGCUGCAGGUGCUGCCCGCCGGCCUGUUCACCUACACCCCGCACCUGCGCAGCCUGUCCCUGUCCUACAACUAUCUGGGGGUGUUUGCGGAAGGCGUCUUCGCCAACCUGUCCAGCCUGGAGACCCUCAUGCUCUCCCACAACCGCAUCGAGCGGCUCCCGGCUGGGCUCUUUCGGGACUUGCGGGCGCUGAUCCAGCUGCACCUGGAGAGCAAUAACCUGACGGCCCUGCCUGCCGGGCUCUUCCACAACCUGUCCCGCCUCGAGCUGCUCAACCUGUCCUGGAACAAGCUGAGCACGCUGCCUGAGGGCCUCUUCGACAGCAACUACAACCUCUUCAACCUCGCCCUGCACAGCAACCCCUGGCAGUGCGACUGCCACCUGGCCUGGCUGUCCCGCUGGCUGCGCCUUUGGAACAACCAGCUGCUCCACAGCCGCGCCUUCUGUGCGGGGCCCGCCCACUUGCAUGGCCAGGUGUUUCGCGCCUUGAGGGAGGACCAGCUGGUGUGCCCUGUGUCCGGGUACCCGGGGCUGGACUCCAGGGUGGCCGGGGGAGGCUGGGACAACAGGGCAGCCUGGAGCCGGUGCACCUACAGCGACGCGGAGGGCACGGUGGUGCUGGCCUGUGACGAGGCCCAGUGUCGCUGGCUGAACAUCCAGCUGUCCCCCCGGCAGGGCGGGGGCUUCCUGGCCAUGAUGUUCAAUGCCAGCCAGGAGUGGGACCUGAAGUCCAGCUGUGGCUCUGUGAGGGUUACCGUGUCCCUCGGGGCUCGGGCAGCAGGGCCCUAGGGGCACAGAGCCGCGUGCCUGGGCAGGUGAGGGCAGAGCAGCGGAGGCCUGGCCGCUCCCGGUUCUCAGGUGUGAGGGCUGUGGUUAGGUCUCCAGGGUGGGGCUGAGUCCGGUCCCCUCUCUUCUUCCCUGCUGUCCCGUCUCGGAGUCUGAGGCCCAUUGCCACCCCCUGGUGCCUUGUAAAAGCCCUGGAGAGCUGUUCUGAGGGCAUCAGAAACCCCUCCCCAUCCGUCCCUUCUCCAGGUUUCCUCUUACUUGAUCCUGGUCUGCUGACCCCCACUGGUGUCCCAGACCAGAGGGACUGUCCCACACUGUCCCACUGCUGUCCCACCACCGUCCCAAACACGCCGGAGGCCCCACGCUUCUGAGGCCCAGUUCUAAAGCCAGGUGCUGGUUCCAGUUUCUUUGUUCUGAAGGGACACUGAGGUAAGCAGGGACAGUAGAGGCAGAGGCGGCCUGGAGCUGGGGUGUGGCCUGGAUUCCUGUGGCAAAUCGCAUCCCCUGUCCAUCUCUGCUGCAUUCAGGAGAAACCGAGGCAAGGUGGCACCUUGGGAGGGUUAGCACAGUCCAGGCCUUCAUGACCUGAAGCCCCAGAGGACAGUAGUUUCUUCACCAGGUGGGCACCAAGGUGGCGGCUCCCUGAGAGGGAGAAGAGGCCCAGGGAGCAGGGAAGGGGUGGUGGGGGUGGCCUGCUCUGGUUCUUGGCUUGCUCCUGGCACCUGCUCCUGUAGGCUCCUUUGCUGGAAUUGUUCUCCCUCGUUUUGGGGGCUCCUCUGCUGACCCAGCCUUGCUGCCACUGUUUCACUGUCCCUCGGCUGCCACCUGCACCCGGCCUCCUCGGGGCUCCCCAUCUCCGUGUGGGGCUCCCUACCGGUGUCUGAGCCAAGCUCUGGCCCUACUCCUCCUGGGUCCCCACGCAGGACCUGCAGGCCCUGGCCAAGCAUUUUCCUGGCCCUCCUCCGCUCCUCUCAGGGCCACCCCCAGCUUCCAGCUCACCUUCUGCUUGGUGCCCCGGACUAGACCACGGCCCAGGCUUCCUGGGCAGCCAGGCUAGGUGGAGGGAGAGAUGGCCCGAGGUACAGCAGCUGCCGGCAGCUCACAGUCCGGGGAAAGCACAGAAGAAAAUGCGAAGCAGGGCUCUCAGGGAGUCCUGGAGAACCAGAGACCAGGGCCGAGCUCAGCAGAGGGCACAGGUGACCUGGGCAGGAGGGCUGGAAACCCGUGGGGCUGGGCCAGGCCAGGCUGCCCAGGGGGACAGGGCUGGGAGCUGGGCCCUGACUCUGCGGUUCAGUAAGGGCACUUGGCUGUGGGUGCAAGGGGAGCGCCCCUGCCAGUGCAGGGUCGGUGCAGGGCCGAGGGCAGGCGGGGCCUCUGCGGUUGCUGCCUGGCCGGAGGUGACAGCCCAGCCGCACACCCAGCUGGGUGGGAAGUCCCGACCACGAGCCGCAGAAAUGCAGCGGAAACAGUGGGGCGGUCACUGUGGAGAUUCCUCAGAGCCAGAAUGAGAAACUCCAUUCCACCCAGCUAUUCCCCUUCUAGGUAUUUUCCCAAAAGAGUCAAAGGCAUCCUAUUACAGUGAUCCAUGCACACCUAUUUUUAUAGUAGCACAAUUCCUAACAGCUAAGUCUUGCAAGUGGCCUAUCUGUGCAUCAGCAGAUGAACGGAUAAAGAAAAUGCGACACGGGAAUACUACUGUGCCGUAAA